CAAAAUUAAAAAUGGAAAAUUUUUGUUCUGAAUUUUGUGCUUAUUUACGUCAGUACAUCGAUGUAGAUCAAACAUUAUCGAAAAACAUUAGCAACAAAUUAAAAAUAAUUAUGUCAAGAGAGAUUGCAUUAAAAUACACGGCAAUUAAAGAGAUAAACGGGAAAAAAGUUUUCAAAAGAACUCGUCUGUAUCAGUAUAUUGAAGACAUAUAUAUCGGAUUAAAUAUAAAGGGAGAAUAUAUUAAAGAAUCCCACAUUUUGAAGACAAUCAGCAAUACUUUGUCGAAUGCAAAAGACUGGGAGGGACACCGAAAGGAUCGAAUUAAAAACCAAACUCUAAACGCCUAAUAACUGUCUUUUCAAGUUGUUAAUUUUUUAAAAUUAUUCUUAAAUUAUUCCUUAAUUGUAUUUCUCA
Linepithema humile (Argentine ant) is the source of this 414-nucleotide messenger RNA. Lineage: Eukaryota; Metazoa; Arthropoda; Insecta; Hymenoptera; Formicidae. The record is from RefSeq and is a predicted model, not a curated record.